Molecule: messenger RNA, 2956 nt
Organism: Zalophus californianus (California sea lion)
Lineage: Eukaryota; Metazoa; Chordata; Mammalia; Carnivora; Otariidae
Gene: TMEM150A
Product: transmembrane protein 150A
Exons: 8
Coding region: 1644-2453 (269 amino acids)
Biological process (GO): protein localization to plasma membrane
Source: RefSeq, a predicted model, not a curated record
GGGAGAGGGCGAAGCAAGCUCCCCGUUGAGCAAGGAGCCCUAUGCAGGGCUCAAUCCCAGGACCCCAGGAUCAUGACCUGAGCUGAAGGCAAACGCUUCAUGGACUGAGCCACCCAGGCGCCCCUGCUCAACCAAACUUCUUGGCCCUGCUUAAACUAUUUGUCCUGAUUCGGAAAAGGCUCUCCAAUAGUUCUGGUUUCCGUUUUUACCUUCCAUUUGGUCCAAAAAAGGUUGCUCCUUCAAGCCCCUGAGCAGUUUAUCUGCUCCAUUUUUUCCUCCUGAUACUGGGCUCCGUUUCUGCACAUCACCUUUGAUGCACCAAUGCUGCCAGACCUAAGCUUCCCCUGCUCCUGGCAGCCUGGGCCCAUGUUCCGUUCGGGUAGCCGGCUGUCAGCCCUGGUGCUCUGUCACGGGAUGCCAGCACCUGACGGGCUUCUUAGAGUGCCACAUACACUUCAGGUAUGUGAAACGUUUUCCCACCCUUUUUAUCAUGAAAAGAAUGUCCAAGAAGGCACCCUUGGCCUGUACAUUUUGGUGAAGCCGAUGGUAAUUUAUUCCCACACUAUCCUGUUUCCUCUUCCCAAAUUGCUCUGGGUCUCCAGUCUGUCUUUUCUUUACCAAUACCUGGCCAUGUGUGACCAUGGAUAUCCAUUGGUCUCCGUGGCCUUGUUUCAAGUAAGUGUUCAUCAGCCAGGAAACAGGUUUUGGACACUGACUUCUGGACAGUAUUCUAUGUACCUGGACCCUUGAAAAUAAAAAGUAUCUCGUGAAAGUAGCCCUCCAGAGUUUGCUGAGCCGAGGGAAGCAUAAGCCCAAUCGCGGGCGCUUGAACUUAACAGCCAAGGCUUUGUGCUCCCUUCUUCGCGGACCCUCCUCGCCUAGGACAGAGGCAGGCAAGGGGCGGCGCGCUGAGGGAGGUUCCCCCAAGUCUUACUGUCGGCCGGUCCGGGCUGCAAAAAUGUGCCCAGCGGCGGAGGGAGUCUUCCUCCAGCUUUGCGCGCGAUGCCAAUCACAGCGGGGCGGCCCCUGAGCUUCCUGCUCCCCUGAAGCUUCCACCGCAGAAACAAGAUACCCAGGACGACAGGCUUCUCGGAAUCGGAGCCUCCGCCCGAGUCCCACGCCACAGCCCUCCGCUCUCAGGGCCCCGAAGUCGGGGCACCGCCCACGCUUCCACCACCACUCGAGCGCGGGGGCUCGGGAGUUGUAGUCUCCGGCCGAGCGCGGGCGCGGGGGCCGGGGCGGCGCGGACUCCACGUCCCGGCGGGCGGCGCGGCGCGGCCGGGGCGCCAGGGGCGGGGCCGCUCGGCCCUUUAAACCUUCCAGGGCUGCUCCGAGGGCCGCAGCUAGCGACGGCGCCACGCGGGGCCGAGCAGGGCGCGGCGGCGGCGGUAGCGGCGGGGCGCUCCGGGGAGGCCUGGGCCGCUGAUGGUUUUGACGAAGUAUCUUAAGGUAGCUGGGCCGGCCCCCUUUUUCCCACCUACCUCUUGGCCUUCCCCCUACACCACCACCACCCUGGCUCCCCUCCCUCAUGACCGCCUGGAUCCUCCUUCCUGUCAGCUUGUCAGCAUUCUCCAUCACGGGCCUAUGGACUGUGUAUGCCAUGGCCGUGAUGAACCGCCACGCAUGCCCUGUGGAGAACUGGUAUGGCGCACUCUGCAGACAGCCUUCCUCUAAAGCUCCCUUCAUCUCUGUUCCCUCUUGGGUCGGGGCAGCUGCGAGCCAGACGGAGACCCUGGGCCUCACUGCUCUUAUCUGACAUUGGCAACGCCUGCCCCUCCCCAGGUCCUACAACGAAUCCUGCUCUCCUGACACCGCUGAACAAGGGGGCCCGAAGACCUGCUGCACCCUGGACGAUGUUCCCCUCAUCAGCAAGUGUGGCACAUAUCCCCCAGAGAGCUGCCUCUUCAGCCUCAUUGGCAACAUGGGUGCUUUCAUGGCUCCUGGAGCAGAGUCGUCAUUCCUGGGUUAACACCACAACGCUCAUCACGGGUUGCACCAAUGCUGCGGGCCUCGUGGUGGUCGGCAACUUCCAGGUGGAUCAUGCGAAGUCUCUGCACUACAUCGGAACUGGUGUGGCCUUCCCCGCCGGGCUGCUCUUCGUCUGCCUGCACUGUGCCCUCUCCUACCAUGGGGCCACUGCCCCCCAGGACCUGGCCAUGGCCUACCUGCGGAUUGUACUGGCAGCCAUCGCCUUUGUCACCCUAGUCCUCAGCGGUGUCUUCUUUAUGCAUGAGAGCUCUCAGCUGCAGCACGGGGCAGCCCUGUGCGAGUGGGUGUUUGUGAUUGACAUCCUCAUUUUCUACGGCACCUUCAGCUAUGAGUUUGGGGCAGUCUCCUCAGAGACACUGGUGGCUGCGCUGCAGCCUGCCCCUGGCCGGGCCUGCAAGUCCUCCGGGAGCUGUAGCACCUCUACUCACCUCAACUGUGCUCCCGAAAGCAUCACCAUGAUCUGAGAUCUGGGGAGGGUGGCUGGCCCAGCCUCAGCAGCUCCCCACCUCUUAACUUUGCAUUUAUUUUGUACCAAAAACAAUUUUGAGAAAGUAUUCUGCUGGGAUAUAGGCUUCCUUGCUGCUGGAGGAGUGGCCAUCCCAUGCCCACCUGUGCCAUAGGGGAGCAGGCCUGGCGGUGGCCUGGACCACACACAACCUACUCUCCAACUCUGCAGUGUUGUUUUUAUGUUUAAAGGUCACAUAUCCUCAAUCACCCAGCCGGCCCUUCAGGUGCCUUCUACUCCCCAGUGCCAAGGCCACACCACUGGGGUUUCCUGCUGCAGAAAUUGGGGGCUGGGAACAGCAAGAGGGACAGAAGUCUGUGGGAAGGCCCACUUCUGGGCCCACUGAGGUGCACUGGGAUUCUUCACUCUGCCCCUUACUUUCUUUUGGGCAAAUAAUACAGCAGAACCACAUGGGUAUUUUAGUACUUUUUUUUUUUAAUCUAUUAAAAGAAUUCUAAUUUG